Eriocheir sinensis (Chinese mitten crab) is the source of this 2568-nucleotide messenger RNA. RefSeq lists its product as uncharacterized. Bases 551 to 2074 code for a protein of 507 amino acids. The transcript has 6 exons. Lineage: Eukaryota; Metazoa; Arthropoda; Malacostraca; Decapoda; Varunidae. Gene Ontology annotation, molecular function: ubiquitin protein ligase activity; metal ion binding. Gene Ontology annotation, biological process: protein ubiquitination. The record is from RefSeq and is a predicted model, not a curated record.
UACACACACGAACCUGUUUUAUUUUACAAUGACACACACACACACACACACACACACACACACACACACACACACACAUGGAUGGUAACUGGGCGUCCACCGUGGGCUGAAGCGACAGUCGACACAGACCCAACCUUGUGAUAACAGACAGGAGCUCAAAACUUCCUGAUGGCGCCUGCAACUGCUUAUUGUGCUGCAUUUUGACAUGCGGCCUUAACAGUUCCUGCUGUUGGUCAAUUGUUGAUGAUAACUGUGCUGUGUCUUGACUUGCUGACUCAACAUUUUGCGUUGGUUCUUGUGGUGGUUCUGCGUGGCAAGGUGUAGACUGACCCACAGAAGGCGACGCCACUGGAAAGAAGAAGCGAUGGUAUCGACAACGCCAUAUACUCGUGCUGAGGGAAUCCAUUACAUCGUCGGCCAAAUCAAUCCGCCGUAAAACUUUCUGGCGUGACUCGCCGUUGUUCUGAACUACUCUACCAAUGGCGACAACCCUGAGGACUGCCCGGUGUGCCUGACGACCUACGACGACGCCCUGCGGCGGGCAUACACGAUGCCCUGCGGGCACUCGCUGUGUUCACGCUGCAUCGAUGGCCUAAGGGAUCGGAGUCACGUCACCUGUCCCAGCUGCCGUGUCAGACACGCUGUUCCUGAGGGGUUGCAGUUCCAUUUAAGUUACACUCCUGAAGCUUUUAUCAAAAGGCUGAAUCUUACAGUGGCGGCAGAAUCUGCUGCAGCCGCCUCAUUGCCACCCAAGGAUCUUGGGGGUCAGUGGACUGGAAUAGGUGGCAGGCAGUGGGAAGCCGCAGGUCUCAGUCCCAGCGUUCUCUUUCUGCUGCAGGAGCAGGAGGCAAAAAUUCUGGCCGCCAUCAGCACCUGCCAGGAGAUUCAUGCACAGCUGGACGAGUAUCAGACAACACUGGCGGGCUGGUGUCAGCAGCAGCAGUGGUUGGAAAAUGGCUUACAGAAGGUGAUUGACGAGAGCCAUAGUGCCAGGAUGCUCGUGUUGCAGGAUGAGUCUAGGGCGGUGGCCAAGAAGGAGGAGACGAAGGAGAGAGAGAGGCACCUGCAUGCUGCGCUGGAAGCCCUGCGCAGGGUCACCUCAGCACAGGAAGCAUUGCCGGCUAUUGACGACGCCAACCACAGCACUGACGAAGCGGAGCAGAGGGCGGGGGAAUGCCGAGAGAUGUUCCCCGACGUAGUCGUUGCCGCAGCUGCCAGGAAGACGAUGGAUGAAUCAACUGCAGCUAUGGAGGCUGCAAAACAAGUUUGGAUAGCACAGGAGACUUCGGCCAGCGCUAUCAAGGAGCCCCGCCACCAGCCUCCAGCUUGGACCAUCACCGAGAAACUCAAGGAUAUGCUAGCGCAGCCAAAUUUGACGCAGGCCGAGGACCUUCACAGUACGACUCGGCCAUCUAUUUGGCUGCUUUUGGCUCAACGGGUGUUUGCCAUGCACCAGGUCGAGGGUCGUCACCGGUUCGCAAGGAUAACCAUUGAAGACGACCGGCUAUUUCUUCACGCCCUGCAGGACCUAUCCCUGCCCCUUGGAGCUGCCAAACUGCAGCUCAGUGAGGUUGUGCCAGCCUGCCCACCUUGUCUGGUGUUCCUGGACCUGUGCUGGCCAGCCAGCAUGCAUCAGAGGGUCAUCAUCCGUCUCAGCCCCGAUACUCCGAUGGCCCGACAGUUCGUGUUGCUGUGCUCUGGGGAGCGCGGCCCUUCUUAUGCUAACACCAGGUUGUGGGGGGUUGGGGACAAGGGGUUGCCUGGAGAGAGGUUGUGGUUUGGAGACUACGAGAAUAAUGAUGGGACAGGGGGAGCCGCUCUACUGCCCAACCUAAGUAAAGGUAAGUACCAGAAAUCUGCCAGUGCGGGGGCAUUGUGGGGGACGUGGCAGUGGGGCGGCCGUACCCGAGGUGCUCAAUUUGGCAUCACCACCAGAGAUAGAGUGGGUGGUGUUUGGAGUGAUGUCUUUGGUGAGGUGGUUGAAGGUAUGAAUUGUUUGAGGGCUGCGAUUAAUCACAGCGACAUUACGGAGGUGAUUGUGGUGGACUGUGGGGUGAUCUUGAAGAGGCAGUGACUUGCCUAGGUGAAACCAAGAGACAACCCUGAGUUAAUACAGAUGAAUAAAUUAGCGUGUCUCCAUUAUAUGUUGGGAGAUAUUCAUUACUCGUGAUAAUUUCGUCAUUACCAACAGUGAACUCUCAAGGUUGCUUUUUUGAAGAGGGCAAAACUUUUGCUAAUCGGUCCCUCUAUCUGAGUUCCUAGCUCCAGACAAAGUGGCCAUUAAUCGCAGUUCUCCCAGAGGUGUUUCCAGAAUAUUUAACAUUCGAAGCGAAACUACCCAUUGCCAUCCCUUCCCUCCCAGAGAUUAUCAAUAUUCCGAUCCGUUACAGCAUAGAAAUUCAUUUUGACUAAUAUUGAGCACAUUAAACUGUUUAAUAGAUUUCCUUUACAUGCAUAAGAGUUUGCAUUGUUAUGCGUGAUUGUAAUAAACCUAAUGGUAAUCAUUUGUCAAGAAACUAUUUCCUAGGAGUUCAAAUUCGCAUUUAAUUAAUACAAUUAGUAAUAUUA